Messenger RNA from Diabrotica virgifera virgifera (western corn rootworm), 2003 nucleotides. Its product is annotated as beta-hexosaminidase subunit beta. Lineage: Eukaryota; Metazoa; Arthropoda; Insecta; Coleoptera; Chrysomelidae. The transcript has 10 exons. Gene Ontology annotation, molecular function: beta-N-acetylhexosaminidase activity. Gene Ontology annotation, biological process: carbohydrate metabolic process; glycosaminoglycan metabolic process; ganglioside catabolic process. Bases 270 to 1889 code for a protein of 539 amino acids. The record is from RefSeq and is a predicted model, not a curated record. Gene Ontology annotation, cellular component: membrane.
AGUUUGUUACCAAACAAAGCAAACGAUAAUACGAAACGAUAUAGCUACUUCUUUAUUCUCCAGGAAUGUUUUUACAUAAAUUACAAAAAUAUUAUAUUACCAUGGAACCAUCAAAAAACAAGCGUAAGUAGAAGAGGCUGUGAAAUUGUCUCGUUUCUAGAGAAAUGUACAAUUAUUAGUUCAAAAAUAGAAGAAAAUUACAAAUUCUAUUGUUUUUAAAUUGUAGUGAGUUCACCGUUUUCAAGUAACCUCUUGAAAUUUCGCACAAAAUGAAAUUUAAAAUUCAAUUGUUAUCAACGUUUUUGUGCACCAGUUUAGUUUAUGCAUACAUAGAGGAGCCUGGUCCAAGAUACCCACCAACCAAAGGAGAGCUUUGGCCAAAACCAUACCAUCAAAUUAAAAACCAUAGUUUCUUUACAGUCAGGAAGGAGCACUUCAACUUUAAAAUAAUCAAUAACACGUGUUCAAUAGUAGAAGAAGCAAUUAAGAACUACGAAUCCAUCAUUUUCUCAGGAUAUACUUUGAUGCAAGAAAACUUAAACCUAUCCAAUCAUCAUUUAGAAAAGAAACCGUGGCUAAGUAAUCCCAAAUACCUGGGAAUAUUAGAUGUUUUAGAAAUUAGUCUCGAUAUACACUGCAACGGAAAAGAGAUGCCUUCAGAUCACAUGGAAGAAGCAUAUACAAUAAUUGUUUCUGAAGAUGUAAAGCGAUUAAAGGCAUUUUCUGUAUGGGGCAUUCUAAGAGGCUUAGAGUCAUUUUCUCAGAUGAUAUAUAUGACCAAUGAAGGACUAUCGUUACGUAUUAACAAAACUUCUGUGGAAGAUCGGCCACGAUUCUCUCAUCGUGGACUGCUUAUAGACACCUCAAGACAUUUUAUUCCUAUAAAGAAUAUUCUACUUACACUAGACGCGAUGGCUUACAAUAAACUUAACGUUUUUCAUUGGCAUAUUGUAGACGAUCAGAGUUUUCCUUACGUCAGCAGGAAAUUUCCUGAGUUAAGUUUAAAGGGUGCCUACACGUCGUACUAUACAUAUUCGUAUAAAGAUAUUCAAAAUAUAACGGAAUAUGCAAGAGUAAGAGGUAUAAGAGUAAUUCCAGAAUUUGAUACACCUGGACACACGAGAUCUUGGGGUGUAGCUCAUCCAGAAAUACUAACCGCUUGCGAAGGAGACCUAAAAGGAAAAUACGGACCUAUUGAUCCAACUCAAAAUAAAACCUACACCUUUUUGGACGAUUUUUUUGAAGAAAUUAGUAACACAUUUGCUGAUGCAUACAUCCAUCUUGGCGGUGAUGAAGUUGAGUUUGAAUGUUGGAGUAGCAGUACCAUUAUUAAAAACUUUAUGAAGAAAAACGGAAUCAACGAUUUUAAAGCUUUAGAAAAUUUUUAUUUACAGAAACUUAUUAAUAUGGUAGCUAAACGAAAUCGUAAAUAUAUAGUUUGGGAAGAGGUAUUUACAAAUGGCGUUAAACUACCCAACAAUGCAAUUGUUCAAGUUUGGAAAACUUAUUGGCACUCAGUUCUAUUAGAAGUAACAAACUCAAACAGAACAGGAAUACUUUCAUCUUGUUGGUACCUAGAUCAUCUCAAUACCGGAGGUGAUUGGAUACAAUUUUACAACUGCGAACCACUUUCCUUUAGUAGCAACCCCAAGAAUCAAUUACUAGUUGUUGGAGGUGAGGCUUGCAUGUGGGCGGAGGUCGUAAAUCAAAAUAACAUCAUGUCACGAGUUUGGCCAAGAGCUUCAGCUACAGCUGAAAAGCUUUGGUCACAAAGAGAUGAUAAUUACGACUUACUUAAAGUAAGAAAACGACUGGAAGAGCACACGUGCAGAAUGAAUAGGAGAGGCAUAGAAGCACAACCACCAAAUGGUCCAGGGUUUUGUUACUGAUUUUAUUUUUUAUAAUAGUUAAAGUUGAUAAUAUUAAUUUAAUGACCUUUUAUAUUUCUAUAAGCUUAAUAUUUAUCUUAAAACGUAGUGAAUUGAUUAAAUUUUUCAUAAAUC